AUGGCUGCCGCGCAAGAGGCGAGACGUGAACCUAUUCAGGCCGUCCAAGUAUUCGGACGCAAGAAAACAGCCACCGCUGUAGCAUACUGUAAGCGUGGUCGUGGUGUACUCCGAGUCAAUGGUCGCCCUCUAGACUUAGUGGAGCCCCGUCUGCUUCAAUACAAACUUCAAGAACCAAUCCUAUUAUUAGGAAAGGAAAAGUUCUCUGGUGUAGACAUCAGGGUCACCGUAAAAGGAGGUGGACAUGUCGCUCAAGUUUAUGCCAUCAGACAAGCCAUCUCGAAAGCACUUAUAGCUUUCUACCAGAAAUUCGUCGACGAGGCCUCAAAGAAGGAAAUCAAAGAUAUCCUAGUUCAGUAUGACAGGAGUUUGUUAGUCGCUGAUCCAAGACGCUGCGAGCCCAAGAAGUUUGGAGGACCGGGAGCUCGGGCCAGAUACCAGAAGUCAUACCGUUAA
Messenger RNA from Danaus chrysippus (African queen), 456 nucleotides. NCBI's taxonomy places the organism in Eukaryota, Metazoa, Arthropoda, Insecta, Lepidoptera, Nymphalidae. The record is from the annotation of a GenBank genome assembly.